Molecule: messenger RNA, 2833 nt
Organism: Trematomus bernacchii (emerald rockcod)
Lineage: Eukaryota; Metazoa; Chordata; Actinopteri; Perciformes; Nototheniidae
Gene: ubr2
Product: ubiquitin protein ligase E3 component n-recognin 2
Biological process (GO): ubiquitin-dependent protein catabolic process via the N-end rule pathway
Cellular component (GO): ubiquitin ligase complex; cytoplasm
Molecular function (GO): ubiquitin protein ligase activity
Source: RefSeq, a predicted model, not a curated record
UGAUCGUCCUGAGCCGCUUCGAGCUGUUCCACAUCUUCAGCUCUGCAGACUGCAGGAAGAGACUCCGAGAGGCCAGCAAGGAUCUGGUGCAGCAGAACAACACUCUGAUAGAGGAGAUGCUGCACCUCAUCAUCAUGGUGGUUGGUGAGAGGUAUGUCUCAGGUGUGGGACAGGUAGAGCCCUUCGAUGAGGUCAGAAGAGAAAUCAUCCACCAGCUGUCAAUUAAACCGAUGGCUCACAGCGAGCUGGUGAAGGCUCUGCCCGAGAACGGGAACAAGGAGACGGGUCUGGAAAGAGUCAUCGACAGUGUUGCUUCAUUCAAGAAGCCGGGGGUGACGGGGCGGGGUCUGUACGAGCUGCAAUCUGAUUGGCAGAAACACUUCAACCUGUAUUUCCAUCACUACAGCCGAGCGGACCAGUCCAAGGCUGAGGAGGCUCAGAGGAAGCUGAGGAGACAGAGAGGAGAAGACACAGCCCUCCCCCCCCCUCUCCCCCCCCCUCUCUCUCCUCUCUUCAGUAGCUUGGUGAACCUGCUUCAGUCUGACCUGAUGCUCGCUCUGCAGGGGGCCGUGCUGCUGUGGGCCGGAGAGCCCAGUGGAGGGGGGUGGACCGAGGCCAUUCUGCAGAGGGUGCUGCACCUGGUGGGUCUGGCUCUCCUGGAGGAGCAGCAGCAGCUGGAGACCAGAGGAGAGGAGGACGUCUCCUUCAGAUACAGCUGCAAGAUCACCCGUCCAGGUGAGGCCCCCAGCCCCUCUGGCAGUGUGCUGGCUCUGCUGGAGAGUCUGCAGAACGCUCCUCACCUGGAGGUCCACAAAGACAUGAUCACCUGGAUCCUGAAGAUGGUGGCUAACGUGAAAACCAUGAGAGAACGAUCGUCCUGCAGCUCCACCGUCACCGUGAGACCAGGACAAGGACUGGAGGAGACGCUGCACGACAGAGAUCAGUUGGAGAGGAAGAGGAAGGCGGAGAUGGCUCGGCUGCGGAGGGAGAAGAUCAUGGCUCAGAUGUCCGAGAUGCAGAAACACUUCAUCAACGAGAACAAGGAUCUGUUCCUGGAGGCCUCAGGGUCCACUGCGGAGAGCAGUCCCCCCAGGUCGGACCCCCCCUGUGUGUCUCAGGUGUGUUUGGGCCCCCGGAGGUCAGGUGCAGCGCUGCGCCGUCAGCUGGUUACCUGCAUCCUGUGCCAGGAGGAGCAGGAGGUCAGAGGUCAGGGCAGAGCCAUGGUGCUGGCUGCCUUCGUCCAGAGGUCCACCGUCCUGUCCAAGAACCGCCGUCGCAGCUUACCUGAGCCAGUGCACUACGACCCUCUCUUCAUGCACCCUGAUUUGUCUCUGGGGACACACACCGCCAGCUGUGGACACAUCAUGCACGCCAACUGCUGGCAGAGGUACUUUGAGGCGGUGCAGGUGAAGGAGCAGCGGAGGCAGCAGCGCCUCAGAGGACACACGAGCUACGACGUGGAGCACGGAGAGUUCCUCUGUCCGCUGUGUGAAUGCCUGAGCAACACCGUGAUCCCCCUGCUGCCCCACACACACUCACCUGACCUCAGUGUGGAUCAUCCCAGUCUCGAGACGUGGCUUAAAACCACCAAUCAGCAGAUCGCAGCACUAUGCUCCGCCCACAGGAAGCAGUCUGGUGUAGAGGGGGCAGAGCCUGAGGUUCCUGAAGGCUUCAGAGUGGACUUUACUCCUCAGAACCCCUUCUCCAGCAGCAUCAGUGAGAUGAUCACCACCUUCAACAUGUCUAUAUAUAAAGUGUCUCUGAAGCUGAACCCCAACGAGCAGGACCCCCGAGUCCCUGUGCUGAGCUGGGCCACAUGCGCCUACACCAUCCAGAGCAUAGAGCGCCUCCUGAUGGACGAGGACAAGCCGUUGUUUGGGAGUUUACCGUGCAGACAGGACGACUGUCUGAGCUCUCUCACCAGGUUCAGUUCCUCCUGUUGGACUGCAGCUCCUCCAACAACGGCUCACACACACUUCAUCAGACUGUUCACAGCCCUGGUUCCUGACUCUCAGGUAGAGGACUCUCUGUGUGUCCUCGACAUUGACAUGUUCCACCUGCUGGUGUACAGUGUGAUGUCGUACAGCUCGAUUCACUGUCUGGACCAAUCAGAACACAGGACGGUGGACUCGGCUCACCUGCACCUGCUCCACCUGGUCACUGUGGCUCACCUGGUUCAGAUCCUGCUCACCUCCAUCACAGAGGAGGUGUGUAUGGAUCAGGACAGCGAGGGAUCAGAGGAGGAGGAGCUCACCUGUCAGCUGUACAACACACUGAGGAAACACCUGGGCAGUGUGUUGCCGGAGCUCCCCUCAGGGUGUCAGCUGUCUCGGUGUGUGAGACUCGGAGUCUUGCCGUUCCUGAGAGCCUCCGCACUCUUCUUCCAUUACCUGAACUCUACAGCGCCCCCUACAGAGCUGCUGGUUAUAGGUCCUGGCCAGUGGGAGGCGCUGUGCAGCUUCCUCAGUCUGCCCUGCAACCUGCUGCAGCUGCAAGAACACACACUGCUGGAGACACUCAUACACAGGUGGUGUGUACACCCAGGUGUGCGCCAGGCUCUUCAGGGCGGGGGGGGCAUGGUACGCUUCCCCCGGGAAUCAAACCGACUCAUCGAGCUGCCGGAGGAUUACAGCACUCUGAUCAACCAGGCCUCCAGCUUCCUGUGUCCCCGGUCGGGGGGGGAUAAGUCUCGCGCCCCCACGCUCUGUCUGGUGUGCGGCUGCAUGCUGUGCUCCCAGAGCUACUGCUGCCAGACGGAGGUGGGGGGGGAGGACGUGGGGGCCUGCACCGCACACACCUUCACCUGCGGAGCCGGGCUGGGGCUGUUCCUCAG